AUGCCUCCCAGCCAGCUUCUCAAUCAGCUAGCAUCAGGCCUGCUAGUCCCCAGCCAACUAACCUCCAGCACGCUGGCCUCUACUCUGUUAGCCACCACCCAGCCCCCCAGUCAACUAGUCUCCAGCCUAACUCCUAGUUGGCUAGGUUCCAGCCUGCUAGCUUCCAUCCUGCCUCCCAGACGGCUUACUUUCCGGCCUGCUAGCCUCCAGCCAGCACCCCAGUCGGCCAGCCUCCAGCAUGCUAGCUUUCAGCCUACUCUACAGCCGAUUCAGCUCGGCUUCCUGUCUGAUCCUGACCCUGAGCAGUCACCUUUCUUCGAGAUUCAUCUGGCUAUUGCCCCAAGACAUCUGCCCAGCAUCACAGACCUUCAGCUGCCAAGUGCCACGAUUGACACCCAGCUGGACCCCGAGUCAGUUCCUGAGCCAGCCAUCCCUGCCGAUGUCUCAUCUGUUCCUGCAUCAGGGGUCCCGGCUUACGCCCCGCCAGUUCCUGAGUCGGCCCUCCCAGCUGACAUCCUGUAUUUUCACGAGAAGCCCUUCCCAGUUGACAUCAAGCCUGCUCCAGGUUUCCAGUCGACAGCCUGGAUGACAUCUACCCCUGUGUCAGUCAUCCCUGCUGAAGCCCGGUUUGCUCCUACGCCUGUGUUCCCAGCCAACGCCAAGCCUGCUCCUGAUCUCCAGCCGCCUGCAUCCUGUCCUGCACCCUAA
This is a messenger RNA of Xiphias gladius (swordfish), 708 nucleotides long. Its product is annotated as proline-rich extensin-like protein EPR1. The coding region runs from base 1 to 708 and encodes 235 amino acids. The record is from RefSeq and is a predicted model, not a curated record. NCBI's taxonomy places the organism in Eukaryota, Metazoa, Chordata, Actinopteri, Istiophoriformes, Xiphiidae. The transcript has 3 exons.